This is a messenger RNA of Nycticebus coucang (slow loris), 1892 nucleotides long. RefSeq names its product translocase of inner mitochondrial membrane 17A (gene TIMM17A). The transcript has 5 exons. NCBI's taxonomy places the organism in Eukaryota, Metazoa, Chordata, Mammalia, Primates, Lorisidae. Gene Ontology annotation, biological process: protein import into mitochondrial matrix. Gene Ontology annotation, molecular function: transmembrane protein transporter activity. Bases 994 to 1512 code for a protein of 172 amino acids. The record is from RefSeq and is a predicted model, not a curated record. Gene Ontology annotation, cellular component: mitochondrial inner membrane; TIM23 mitochondrial import inner membrane translocase complex.
CUCUCAGGGACUACUGUGCUUGAGGCCUUAUCUCAUCAUAUGUGUCUCCCGGGUGAGGCAUUUCAAAUGAGAGGGACUUUGUUUAACUCAAGGGGGUUGGAUAAGCUCUGAUAAGCUGGAGCCUUGUUUUCUUGCUUGGAAUUCUCCCUUGGAGGGGAAAGAGGACAAAGAUUAUCUGGAAUAUAGGAAGAGAUCGUAGCUUGUGUUCUCAGAGAAGCCGUGAGUAGAAAUGUAUUCUUUCAUUCAGUACUUAUUCAGUGAAGGCUGUAUGUUAGCAGUUGAUUAGGUUAAAGGACUAAAACAUCAGUGCAUUAAGCACAUAAGUAAAUAAUUAUAAAAUGGUGUAAUUGCUAUCAGAAAAGUCCCAGUUUGUCUGAUUUUAGUUUCUGGGGUCCUAAGUGAAAAAUCAACUCUCCGUAUUUGGUUUAAUCACCUAUUUUAUUAUUUGAGAGCAAGAACCAAGGUGUCCUCAAAUUGUGAAAGUAUCCAGGACUUUGAAUUACUCCUUUACUAUUCUUAUCCCUGAAGCGUGCUUUAUGCUCUCCACCACCAGCACCAAAUAGCAUUAUAGGGGUAUAUGUUGCAGUGCUUCUGUGGCUCUUCAAACUAACUUUCUUCAAAGGCAAUUAUCCCCUUCCUAGAUUGUGCUCAGAUAUACAGGAGUCAGAACACUAUUCACUGAUGCUUCAAAUAGCAUAAUGACAGGUUAGCAGGGGGAUGAUGUAUUUAACUUUGUUGCGAUAAAGAACUUACAAAAGUAAUGAGUUUUUGUUUACUAAAUCAUAGUACAUAUGUCCUGAAGCAAUACAGUCAGUUAUCUGGUUAAUUUUAUAGUCAAAACUUCCUUGAUCUUCUGACUGGCAUGUUUGGUUACUGCAUUUUUUCAAGUCAUUUAUAGGCCAAAUGUUUAUUGGUUGCAGUGGGCCCUGCUGUGGAAUCUGUCACAUCCCUUAAUGUGUUAGUAAAGCAGGUUUAAUGGCUUAUGAAUGAAAUAUGAUUAUCUUUUCCCCCCCUGUUCUUAGCCCCUGGCGAAUAGUGGAUGACUGUGGUGGGGCCUUUACUAUGGGUACCAUUGGUGGUGGUAUCUUUCAAGCAAUCAAAGGUUUUCGAAAUUCUCCAGUGGGAGUAAACCACAGACUACGAGGGAGUUUGACAGCUAUUAAAACCAGAGCUCCACAAUUGGGAGGUAGCUUUGCUGUUUGGGGAGGUCUGUUUUCCAUGAUUGACUGUAGUAUGGUUCAAGUCAGAGGAAAAGAAGAUCCCUGGAACUCCAUCACAAGUGGUGCCUUAACAGGAGCCAUACUGGCAGCAAGAAAUGGACCAGUGGCCAUGGUUGGGUCAGCUGCAAUGGGUGGCAUUCUCCUAGCUUUAAUUGAAGGAGCUGGUAUCUUGUUGACAAGAUUUGCUUCUGUGCAGUUUCCCAAUGGUCCUCAGUUUGCUGACGACCCUUCCCAGUUGCCUUCAACCCAGUUACCAUCCUCACCUUUUGGAGACUAUCGACAAUAUCAAUAGGACAUCUUCCCCAGGAUUUCUUUAACAAAAUGAGCUGUAGUUUGAGAAGGAUUUCAGAAAAUCAAAUUACAAUCGGUUUUUAAAAGCGUAGGUUUUUAAAACUAUGGCCAAAUAGGCUAUGAAGAGACAUUUAGCACUUUUUUCUAUUUAAAGGAACAUGGGGUGGGAGUGUUAAUAAUAUAUUUAUUUAUUCACACUUGCAUUGCAUUUGUGAUUAAAAUGUCUCAUAUCAUUAAAAGAAAAUAUGGUAAGUGCUCUCAAGAUGAAGGACCAAAGGGCAAAUAACAGUGCAGUGUGACCACCAAUUCCUUGAGGACUUGUCUGCCUAAUUUUAUGUGUUCUGUUAUUCAAACAAUAAAAAGCUCCUGGAACUUACUCUU